AUGGCGUCUCUAGGAAGCUAUCUCAACAAAAAGGUUCUCAUCAUCACGGCCGACUCGCGGAUCCUGGUCGGCACAUUAACCGCCUGCGAUAAUUCUACAAAUCUAGUACUCAGCAAUGCUGUCGAACGAAUCAUCCGGACGCCAGACGACCCCGAACCGUCGGCAAUCGAUCCCCUGGGCGUCUACAUUGUGCGCGGCGACAACGUGUGCUCCAUAGGGCUGGUGGACGAGCAGCUGGACGACAGCAUCAACUGGACAGAGGUCAAAGGGUCGGUGAUAGGCGGCAUCAAGCAUGUCUAG
Messenger RNA from Akanthomyces muscarius, 300 nucleotides. RefSeq lists its product as uncharacterized. NCBI's taxonomy places the organism in Eukaryota, Fungi, Ascomycota, Sordariomycetes, Hypocreales, Cordycipitaceae. The coding region runs from base 1 to 300 and encodes 99 amino acids. Gene Ontology annotation, biological process: mRNA splicing, via spliceosome. The record is from RefSeq and is a predicted model, not a curated record. The transcript is spliced from 3 exons. Gene Ontology annotation, molecular function: RNA binding. Gene Ontology annotation, cellular component: U6 snRNP; U4/U6 x U5 tri-snRNP complex; precatalytic spliceosome.